Messenger RNA from Pochonia chlamydosporia 170, 2610 nucleotides. RefSeq names its product vacuolar protein sorting-associated protein VPS35. The record is from RefSeq and is a predicted model, not a curated record. Bases 1 to 2610 code for a protein of 869 amino acids. Gene Ontology annotation, cellular component: retromer, cargo-selective complex; retromer complex; late endosome. NCBI's taxonomy places the organism in Eukaryota, Fungi, Ascomycota, Sordariomycetes, Hypocreales, Clavicipitaceae. The transcript is spliced from 3 exons. Gene Ontology annotation, biological process: retrograde transport, endosome to Golgi; intracellular protein transport.
AUGACGACGUCAGCGCUCCCAGAGGACCAGGCACGCCUGCUUGAGGAUGCCUUGGUAGCCGUGCGACAGCAGACAUCCCUCAUGCGCAAAUGUCUCGACACACCUGGAAAGCUCAUGGAUGCCCUCAAAUGCUGCUCGACAUUGGUCUCCGAGCUUCGAACGAGCAGCCUCGGCCCAAAGCAAUAUUAUGAACUAUACAUGGCCGUCUUCGAUGCACUGCGCUAUCUGUCGGUUCAUCUCCGCGAAAGUCAUCCUGUCAACCACCUCGCCGAUCUGUACGAAUUAGUUCAGUACGCGGGCAACAUUAUUCCAAGGCUGUACCUCAUGAUUACCGUUGGCACGGCAUACAUGUCGAUUGAAGAUGCACCAGUCAAGGAGUUGAUGAAGGAUAUGAUGGAUAUGAGCCGCGGUGUUCAGCACCCUAUCCGUGGACUGUUUUUGCGAUACUAUCUCUCCGGUCAGGUUCGCGAUUACCUACCGACCUCCGACAGCGACGGCCCUGAAGGCAACCUGGGUGACUCGAUCAACUUCAUCCUCACCAACUUUGUGGAAAUGAACAAGCUGUGGGUGCGUCUUCAGCAUCAGGGUCACUCAAGAGAGCGAGAGCAGCGAAUUCGGGAAAGAAAGGAACUGCAGCUACUCGUUGGGAGCAACAUUGUGCGAUUGAGUCAGUUGGUCGAUCUCGAAACGUACAAAACCAGUAUCCUUGGACCAUUGUUGGAGCAAGUUGUGCAAUGCCGCGAUGUACUCGCCCAGGAGUAUCUUCUCGAGGUCAUCACGCAGGUUUUCCCGGACGAAUUCCACCUUCAUACUCUCGACCAAUUCCUUGGUGCCGUUUCACGCUUGAACCCCCACGUGAAUGUCAAGGCCAUUGUUAUCGGCCUUAUGGACCGCCUCUCAGAAUAUGCCGACCGUGAAGGAUCAAAAGACAAGGGACCAGAGCAAGAACAGAUUGAAGCAGAUGCGCUUGCGUCAUUACUUGAGAAGGUGAAGCUGCAGAAGGAAGCACCGCCAGCACCUGAACCUGUCUCGAAGCCGGAUUCCAGCUCACAGGAAGAUGACAGAAACAAGCCAGGCGAUGAGGACGCUGCCGCUGCUGGGUCAGAGGAGGGAGGAGGCGAGCCGCAAACUGAAGAUGGAGCAAGCACCAUUGCUGAGUCGGCAGCCCCCUCGACCGCCGAGACUGAUACGACAGCCGUCAAUGGGCAAGAAUCAGAUGGUACAAAUGUUCAGCUUUACGAAGUCUUUUUCACACAGGUCAAAAACUUGGUGGAGGCGCAACAUUUGCCCAUCCCAGAUAUCAUUGCACUGCUAGUUUCACUUUGCAAUCUUGCCUUGAAUAACUACCCCGAUCGCCUGGACUACGUGGAUCAGAUUCUUGCUUAUGCCACGCAAAAGACAAAGGAGAAUAUCAACAAUGCCGAUCUACACUCUCCGGCUGCGCAGCAAAGUCUCUUGGCCUUGUUGCAAGCACCCCUGACGCGAUACGUGUCAAUAUUCACAGCUCUUUCCCUUCCAACCUAUGUUCCUCUCUUCCAGUGCCAGUCAUACCCCACACGCCGUGCUGUAGCCGGCGGCAUAAUCAAGACGUUGCUCAAGGACCAGACGAAGAUCACCAAGACCGAACAACUAGAACACGUUUUGGAGAUCAUGUCGGUUCUCGUCAAGGAAGGGUCCCAAGCAUCUCAGGGAUACCCCGGCGCAUCCCAGCGGCGCUCGGUAGAGACGGACGAGACUCUGGAGGAGCAAGGCUGGCUGGCUCGGAUGGUACAUUUACUUCAAGCAGAAAAUAACGACACACAAUUCAAACUGUUGCAGAUGACGCGGAAAGCAUAUGGUGAAGGCAACGACCGCAUCCGAACCACCACGCCGCCACUAAUCACGGCUUGUGUCAAGCUGGCUCGGAGAUUCAAGGCCAGAGAACACUACGAUGAUAACUGGGAGACACAGAGCAAUGCACUCUUCAAGUUCAUCCAUUCAGCCCUUAGCACCUUGUACACUCGUGUGAGUGGACCUGGCAUUGCUGAACUAUCGCUCCGUUUGUUCUGUGUCGCCGGACAGACUGCUGAUAUGACCGGGUUUGAGGAGGUGGCGUAUGAGUUCUACGCCCAGGCAUUUACCGUGUACGAAGAGGCAGUAUCAGAUUCGAAAGCUCAAUUCCAGGCCGUCUGCGUUAUCGCGUCAUCGCUUCACCAAACUCGCAAUUUCGGCAAGGAAAAUUACGAUACACUCAUCACAAAAUGCGCACAACAUGGCAGCAAACUUUUGCGGAAGCCUGAUCAGUGCCGCGCUGUGUACUUGGCCAGUCAUUUGUGGUGGGCUACUCCCAUCGCAUCCAACGGCGAGUCGGAGGAAACAGAGCUAUACCGAGAUGGCAAGCGCGUGUUAGAAUGCUUGCAGAGGGCACUCCGUGUGGCAGAUUCAUGUAUGGAAACCGCGACAUCGAUUGAGCUUUUUGUGGAGAUUUUGGACAGAUAUGUUUAUUACUUUGAUCAACAGAACGAAUCGGUAGGCAGACCCCGAGACCAGCCGUUGGUGACGGUUGGCAUUGUGAUGCAAUAUGGUGAAAAAACUAACUGGUGGGCACUAGGUAACAACCAAAUAUCUUAA